This is a messenger RNA of Leucoraja erinaceus (little skate), 537 nucleotides long. It is a transcript of the gene polr1d, whose product is annotated as RNA polymerase I and III subunit D. The transcript is spliced from 5 exons. Bases 117 to 473 code for a protein of 118 amino acids. The record is from RefSeq and is a predicted model, not a curated record. Gene Ontology annotation, biological process: DNA-templated transcription. NCBI's taxonomy places the organism in Eukaryota, Metazoa, Chordata, Chondrichthyes, Rajiformes, Rajidae. Gene Ontology annotation, molecular function: protein dimerization activity; DNA-directed RNA polymerase activity. Gene Ontology annotation, cellular component: RNA polymerase I complex; RNA polymerase III complex.
AGUUUAUCUGAGGUUUCAGAAGUGAACCAUCACGGACUACAAUUCCCAGCAACCACUGUGGACGUGACGUGAAACUUGCGCGCCGAUGAGGGAUUGAUCAGCAGCGCAGCGUGAGCAUGGCAACGGCGGAGGGAGUAAAGAAACCUGUGUUGGAAGUGGUGCAGGCAGAAGGAUGUGAUGACUCCAGUGUCACAUUCAUAUUGCACGAUGAGGACCACACUCUUGGGAAUUCCCUACGGUACAUGAUUAUGAAGAACCCAGAGAUAGAAUUUUGUGGCUACAGCAUCACUCAUCCAUCAGAAAGCAAAAUUAACUUUAGAAUCCAAACAAGAGGGGGAAUUCCAUCGGUAGAACCUUUUCGUAGGGGUCUCAAUGAACUCAUGACUGUCUGUCAGCAUGUAUUGAAUACAUUUGAGGACAGUAUAACGGAAUAUAAAGAGCAGCAUAAACAAGAAGCAAUGGAUCAGUUUUGAAACAGCAUACAUAGCACUGUACAUUAAUACAUUUUGAAAAAUAAACAUUAAAAUAAUUGACAUG